UAGGAACUAAAGCAAUCUGCUCAAGGUCGUAGAAACGAAAGAGGAUAUGUGCUUUAAGGUAGCGUACUGAUAAAAUUCUGUACCUGUGCAAUAUGAAAUAAUAAAAAUAUCUUGUGAACCUGUACUAUGAUCUCGCCACAGUUUAAAAAUAGAGCAGUAAGUUUUGAUUUGAUUGUCUUUUUUCUACUGUUUUUUUCAUCCUAGACUGCUUGAAAGUGUUCAAAUAUCUCAAAUGGUUUUUGAAAAUACAACUGUCUAGAUAAAAGAAACGUGGUUGUUUCAGUACAUUUAUAAUCAUUUGAUCAUAUCAUUUAAUGAACUAUUCGAAAUGAAUCACACUGAUAAUUCGCCGUCAUCUUUAUGCAUCAGAGAUGACGCCAGAAAAUUAAUAGACCCUAAUAAUUUAGUUGAAUUGGCACACUACGUUGAAAGUGCCAAUAGUUUUGUUAGUGCAAAUGCAUGUUCUCAACUUCGAUUAAUUGUUGAACAGAUGCAACAUUUAAAAUCUCAGGCAAAGGCUAUCAUACAAAACGCCCAUAGAGAUACUUUGUUACAUAAACUUCCCUGUAAUUUCAUAAAAAAACCCGGAAAUGUUUAUUAUGUGUAUGAGAAGCCAGAUGCUAGCCAGUAUUUUAGUCUGCUUUCACCCACGGAGUGGGAUGGCUGUCCACACAGAUAUAUUGGAGCUUAUAAACUUCUUUCUGAUAUGUCUUGGAUUUCUGAAGACGAUUUUGAUAACUACGAAUCUAAUCGCAGAGCAGCACUCCAAAUUAUAGAUAAACACCAGAUAAUGCUAGAUUUUAAAAACAUGACAUAGUUAUCCUUUUCUUUCUGCUUCAUAUAUUCCUGACGUCAAAACAAAAGUUGUUGUUACCUACAUCUCUUCAGUUCAAACAGGUUGCAAUACCAUAAAACAGAAGUUCUGUUUAUCAGUAAUUUUACAGUUUCGUAAUGCGUUCUUUACAUAUUCAUUUGACUCUUUUGGUUCACCUUAAUGUUUAAGGUCUCCACUUUAUUUCUCUCGAUUUAUUUGGUUAUUUAUUAGAAUGUU
Molecule: messenger RNA, 1051 nt
Organism: Schistosoma bovis
Lineage: Eukaryota; Metazoa; Platyhelminthes; Trematoda; Strigeidida; Schistosomatidae
Source: the annotation of a GenBank genome assembly